UAAAGUAUGAUCAAUUGUGGAAGAUAUUAUAUAGAUUGAGAUGUAUUUUCAUGGAAAAAUAGGUGAUUUAAAAUUAAAAAUAAUAAUAUUCAAGUGCUUGGCUCAAAAUGAAAUUAUUUUUUAGUUGCAAAAAGAAAUAUUACCAUAUUUACAUGUUAAAUUGAAUGGAAAUAUUGCGAUGAUUUAUUAUUGAAAAUCAGUUACAAAACAGUUUUUGGGUGAAAGUAAAUGAUUUGAUUUUCUAGGCAUUCAAUAAAACUCUAUUUAUGAUAACACAAAAUAUGUAAGAUGAUAAAUAGUUUAUUUAAGUUUAAAGAAAAGAUUGUGAGAAAUAGGGAUGUUAAUCACGUUCUCAAUGUUGUAUAAAAAGGUACACCGGGUAUCAAGGAUUCAUUUAAAUGAAAUAAUUAGAGAAUAAAAAUAAGCAAACAUGGUCUCGGAACAGGGGAAUGAAAAUGGAGAAGAUCAUCAAGAAAAAACGGAAACAAUAUCAGAAACUAGUUCAUCUGUUAGAUCUUGUGCUUUAGAAAAUGUACAAGACAAUGCUUAUGGACUAGAUCCUAAUUCACUGGAACCCGUGAGUAGUAUUUUAGUUUCUACAAGUCAAGUGGUGGAGAACAAAGAUUCCCAAGCAAUUGAGCAGGAGGAGAUCCUGGAGGAAAGAAUAAUAGAACCUUUAAAAGAAGUUCGGCUAAAUAAAAGAGAAACUUUAGGUUCGGGAGAUGAAAUAACAGAAAAUCCUAUGAAAUGUUUGGGAAAAAAUCAUAUUCCAACAGCUGUACAAGAUGAGGGAAGUACAUCUUGUUCGGAAAUUGUAAAUGAUACACUUCGUUGUUCCAGAGGGAAACAAAGAUUGUUAAAUAUUGUGGAAAAUAAGUAUAAGAGAGGAGAAUUAGCGCAUAAUGGAGAAGAUUUGAUGUCAAAAGUAAAUGGCGAAAGCAGUUCAAAUGUGAAAUGCGUUUCUGAUAAAUUUGGAGAAAGAAAAGAUUUUGGUAAUGUGUAUGAUUAUGAUUCUAUGGAUGGUGCAGUGGCUUUACCUUUAUAUAGUUUAGCAAUCGUUCCUUCAGAAGGGGAGGAAAAUAUUGGAAUAGAUUGUAAUAAACCAUUUAAAUUACCAAGCUUAGUGAAUUUGUUUGAGGUAGCUAAAGCUCAAGGAGUUAAAUUGGAGGAAAAUGCAAGAGCCAUUUCUGAUUUGCCCUCAAGUCAUGAUCAUCAAUUUGAAGGGCCAAUUGACAUUCGAUCGUCUAAUAGUAGCGAUGGAAGUAAUUCUGAAACUGAGUCUCUACAAGCUUCAAGUAAACAUGUUCGAUGUAGAAAGAUGAAUAAAGUAACAACAAAAGAAGGAGUCGAGUAUUACCAACUGUGGCGAAGCACAGCGGGCCUUUCAACACCGGAAUCAGUAUACGAGACUUUAUAUCCAAAUCCUCCUCCAUUGCCACCCAGGUCGGCUCACAAGCCACUUUACAGGAAUUUAUGUCAACCACCAGAAUUACCUAAAAAACAGAAUCUCAAGACACCAAUGCGACCUGAAGAUUGCUUUGGUUUUGAAAUUGUGGAUAUGGAUGAGGGUCCAAAUAAUAUGAAGACUAGAACGGCCGUUACCAAGAGCAUAGCGCUGUUAAGUUCGCCAAGAUCUCACAGAGCAUUGACGAGACCCGAAGCUGGAACAAGCAGUCAAAUCGAAUGCCCCCCUACGCCAACGCACCGUCCAAAAUUAUUACGUCCACUACCGAUAUGUCCUUCCACAAAAUCAACUUUAACUUCCGAAGAACCUCUACCUGCAUCCUGGGAAGCGCGUAUUGACAGUCACGGUCGAGUAUUUUACAUAGAUCAUGUUAAUCGCACGACAACUUGGCAGCGACCUGGACUGACGUCUCGAAAUCUAGGUUGCGAUCUACGUCGACAACAACUCGACAGACGAUAUCAAAGUGUGCGUCGCACCAUUUCACGACAAGACAUGGAUCAAGAACCUGGCACCUCGAAUAUUAAUGCCAGUCAAUUUGAAAUGAACAGUGAUCGUCUAAUCGAAAGAAGCACCAACAACAGAAGUGAAUUUGACACUGCCGAUACAACUACAGUACCGGCAGUUCUAUUUCUAAGUAGACCGGACUUUUUCACAGUUCUCCAUACCAAUGCAGAUGCUAUGGAAUUCUAUAAUCGUAAUUCGAGUUUGAAACAUAUAAUCAAUAGAAUCAGAAGAGAUUCCGCUGUGUUUCCACGAUAUGAGCACAAUAGAGAUUUGGUGGCGUUGAUCAAUUUGUUCGCGGAUUUAAAUAAAGAUUUUCCAGUUGGUUACGAAUCGAAACUCGAUAGAAAUGGAAAAAGAUUUUUCAUUAAUCACGUGAAAAAAACAACGUCAUUUAUUGAUCCGAGACUGCCAAUGGAAGUAACGCAUCCGAGAACAAGUGUGGAUGAAGUACCAAUGCCUCCGCCAAGAACGCAACAGACGGUGAUUUCGACAACUGGAGUUCCUACCGCUCAGCCCGAUAUUCCCGUCGCGUAUAACGAUAAAGUUGUCGCCUUCUUACGGCAACCAAACAUAAUGGACAUUCUCAAGGAACGGCAUUCGGCUUUGAGUCAAAAUGUCGCUUUGAAGGAAAAAAUUAAUACAAUUAGAGUCGAAGGAUCCGCAUCGUUGCAACGUUUAGGGCACGAUGUUCCUUUGGCAUUACUUUUAAGUUUAUUCGAGCAAGAAAUUAUGUCAUACAUUCCUGGUAUAGGAAGGUCUCCUCUCAACAGUCCUCAUGCAUCUCCCGGCUUAGCUAGAGCUUCGGCCAGAGCUCCCGCUCCGUACAGGAGAGAUUUUGAAGCGAAACUUCGCACAUUUUACAGGAAACUGGAAAGCAAGGGUUAUGGCCAAGGUCCCGGCAAGUUGAAAUUGCACAUCAGAAGAGAACAUUUAUUGGAAGAUGCCUUCACUCACAUAAUGGCAGUGUCAAAGAAAGAUUUGCAAAAGGGGAAACUGGUCGUUAUUUUUGACCACGAAGAAGGCUUGGAUUACGGAGGACCGUCUAGGGAAUUCUUCUUCCACCUCUCACGUGAACUGUUUAAUCCUUAUUAUGGUUUAUUUGAGUAUUCAGCAAAUGACACUUACACCGUUCAAGUAUCGCCGAUGUCUGCCUUUGUAGAUAAUUACCACGACUGGUUCAGAUUUUCCGGAAGAGUUUUAGGCUUGGCAUUAGUGCAUCAGUACUUGCUUGAUGCUUUCUUCACAAGACCUUUUUAUAAAGCUCUCUUGAAAAUAUCGGCGAGUUUAAGUGAUUUAGAAAGUUUAGAUCAAGAAUUUCAUCAAAGUUUGCUGUGGAUUAAGGAGAAGGACAUAAGCAUAGAGCCUUUGGAGUUGACAUUUUCUGUGACUGAGGAAUUAUUGGGAAAAGUGUCGGAGCGAGAAUUGAAACCUGGCGGUAGGAAUAUUGCUGUGACGGAGAAAAAUAAGAAGGAAUAUUUGGAACGUAUUUUGCGCUGGCGUUUGGAAAGAGGAGUUGCUGAGCAAACGGAAUCAUUGAUUCGUGGUUUCUAUGAAGUUGUCGAUCCCCGUUUAGUUUCGGUGUUUGAUGCUCGAGAACUGGAGUUGGUAAUUGCCGGUUCUGCGGAAAUUGAUUUGAAUGAUUGGAGAGCACAUACUGAGUAUCGAAGUGGCUAUCAUGAUACUCAUCCUGUUGUUGAAUGGUUUUGGAGUAGUAUUAGUCAUUUUUCAAAUGAGCAGAGACUGAGACUGUUGCAAUUCGUCACUGGAACUUCAAGUAUUCCUUAUGAGGGAUUUUCAGCUUUACGUGGCUCUACAGGUCCUAGGAAAUUUUGCAUUGAAAAAUGGGGAAAGCCGAACAGUCUACCAAGAGCUCACACUUGUUUCAAUCGUUUGGACCUACCACCGUAUCCGACUCCAGAAAUUUUGUAUGAAAAAUUAUUGCUGGCAGUAGAGGAAACUUGUACCUUUGGAAUAGAGUAAUAAGAUAAUAAAAGACUUGACUGACAGGUAAAUAAUUAAAAUUUCUUCAAAAUUAACAUUCUAACUUGAUAAUAUACCUAUUAGGUACAUUAGGUUACGAAAAUCAAAAUGUAAAUACUUUUAGAAAUUUAAUAACUGUUUUCUUAAGAGUAAUUGCAACAAGUUACUUAUGAAAAAAAAUUUAAAUCAAGUAUUAUUAUUAUUAAUUUUAUUACUUAAUUUUUUUUAAUAAUGUUCUCUUGACGAAUAAAAUUCUCGAAAAGUCCUUUUCUUAUUUUAAAUAUAAAAUGAGUUAAUAGUUAAUUUGUUAGACCAUUAAAACGAUACAGUAAAUAUUACAAAUAUUAAAUUUUAUGCAACGAAGCAAUAUUUAAAUGCAUGCGCAAUAAGAGAUUUUAUUAAAAAUGUUGUUUAGCUAAUGUUUAUAAACUUGGAAUUUUAUGUGAAAAAAUAAUUACCUAUGAAUGUAGUAGAUAAUAUACGAAUAUUUGUAGUGCAUAAAUGUAUAUAAAAAAAACUGUCUGCAAGGAAAAGAAAUAUUUCAAUGAAAACAAUUUACCAUGUAUUCGCUGUUGCAAAUACGUUUAAUAAAUAAUAAAUUUAUUAAUUAUGUAAAUAGAAUCAUUAAAUGCCAUCAGUACUUAGAAUAAAAAAUGUUUUUGUGAAAACAGUAUCAUGGGCUUAAAGAUCAUCAUUUUAUGAAUUUUAUGAAUCUAUUAAUUUCUUACAGGAAUAAGAAAUAA
Leptopilina heterotoma is the source of this 4692-nucleotide messenger RNA. RefSeq names its product E3 ubiquitin-protein ligase HECW2-like (gene Hecw). Lineage: Eukaryota; Metazoa; Arthropoda; Insecta; Hymenoptera; Figitidae. The transcript has 10 exons. The coding region runs from base 431 to 3949 and encodes 1172 amino acids. Gene Ontology annotation, biological process: regulation of dendrite morphogenesis. Gene Ontology annotation, molecular function: protein binding; ubiquitin-protein transferase activity. The record is from RefSeq and is a predicted model, not a curated record.